This is a messenger RNA of Talaromyces marneffei, 912 nucleotides long. RefSeq lists its product as uncharacterized. Lineage: Eukaryota; Fungi; Ascomycota; Eurotiomycetes; Eurotiales; Trichocomaceae. Gene Ontology annotation, biological process: regulation of transcription by RNA polymerase II; cell differentiation. Gene Ontology annotation, molecular function: DNA-binding transcription factor activity, RNA polymerase II-specific; RNA polymerase II cis-regulatory region sequence-specific DNA binding. The record is from RefSeq and is a predicted model, not a curated record. The transcript is spliced from 2 exons. The coding region runs from base 1 to 912 and encodes 303 amino acids.
AUGUCUUCGAUAGACAGCCAACCCGCUGUUGCGGGCUCAAACGUCGCUACCCCAACAAACUCAACUCCCUCACCAUCUAUGACGAGCCCUGCGGCUUCUGCUCCUUCGAGUUCUGCGUCCCGCCGGCCGCCGCGUAAGAGCACACUGACCCAGCAGCAGAAGAAUCAAAAGCGCCAACGCGCAACACAGGACCAGCUGGUCACCCUGGAACAGGAGUUUAACAAGAACCCAACCCCGACUGCGGCAGUCCGCGAACGAAUCGCUCAGGAGAUUAACAUGACCGAAAGAUCAGUACAAAUCUGGUUCCAGAACCGACGCGCCAAAAUCAAGAUGAUUGCUAAGAAGAGCAUCGAGACUGGCGAAGACUGCGAUUCCAUUCCAGAUUCAAUGCGGCAAUACCUGGCGAUGCAUUUCGACCCACACAAACCCGGUGCUAGGGAAUUAUUUGGACGACCCAAUGGACUCGGUGGACUAAGUAACGGUUACGGCAUGGAAACCACCCCUGGAAAGAUCGUCAUUCAGCACUUCACGUGUCGUACCCUGAGCAUCGGUAGCUGGCGACGCAUUGGACAAAAUGCCAUGGAUUUGGUCAUCUUCUACUCGCCGGAUAAGGCUACUAUGACUUAUUACAUCAACAAUGAUUCCGCCGGGUACAAGAUUGAAUAUCCGUUCUCGUAUAUUAAAAGCGUCAUGCUAGACAACGGCGACUUGACUCCGAAUGCCAACGGUAUGCCCACGCGACCAGGUGGUUUGGUCAUUGAACUGAACCGGCCUCCUAUCUUUUGGAUGGAUUGUUCGAACUCGGGUGGAUUCUUCCAAUGCGGCGAUUUCACAGAAGACCAGCAAGCCAGUCGCGUCAUGACCCACCAUCUUGGCGGUCAUCCCAAGGUUCUAAGUGGGCAUAUACCCUGA